Molecule: messenger RNA, 1161 nt
Organism: Xylaria bambusicola
Lineage: Eukaryota; Fungi; Ascomycota; Sordariomycetes; Xylariales; Xylariaceae
Product: thioredoxin-like [2Fe-2S] ferredoxin-domain-containing protein
Exons: 3
Coding region: 136-912 (258 amino acids)
Molecular function (GO): NADH dehydrogenase activity
Source: RefSeq, a predicted model, not a curated record
UGGAGUCUCUGCGCUCGUAACCAAUCAACGCCGAUGUGAAUCAGCUUCCAUCAUCAAUUGAACCUCCCAUUGACAGUUGCAGUGAGCUCGAAGAACCUCGCCGUCGGAAGCCAAUCCAGCCCGCACAACCUCACAAUGGCCUCCAAACUCAGUCCACUGCUUCUCCGAAGCGCAGCCCGCACGACUAGUAGGGCUCCUCGACCUCAUAUUCGGACCUUUACCGUCUCGAGCCCCCGGAGAAGCGAUACCCUCGCCGUGCACCGAAACACCCCCGACAACAACCCGGAAAUCCCGUUCAAAUUCAAUGCGCAAAAUGAGAAGCUCAUGGCCGAGAUCCUCAAGCGAUAUCCACCCCAGUACAAGAAGGCUGCCGUGAUGCCGUUGCUUGACCUCGGCCAGCGCCAGCACGGCUUUACCUCGAUCUCCGUCAUGAACGAGGUAGCCCGACUCCUCGAAAUGCCCCCUGCUCGUGUCUACGAGGUCGCUUCUUUCUACACCAUGUACAACCGCACGCCCGUUGGCAAGUUCCACGUCCAAGCAUGCACCACCACACCCUGCCAGCUCGGUGGCUGCGGCAGCGAUGCAAUCGUCAAGGCGAUCAAAGAAGAGCUAGGCAUCAAGCAAGGCGAGACGACAAAAGACGGCCUAUUCACAUUCAUCGAAGUCGAAUGCCUAGGCGCCUGCGUCAACGCACCCAUGAUCCAGAUCAACGACGACUACUACGAGGACCUGACCCCUGAGACCACAAAGAAGCUGCUCAAGGGUCUGAGGGAGAGCGCCACUACCGGCAGCACGGCAAACGUCCCCAAAGCGGGCCCCCAGAGCGGCCGUCAGACCUGCGAGAACGCCGCUGGCCAGACAAAUCUAACGAGCACACCAUGGGGCCCCGAGACCACGCGGUCCGAUCUGUAGAGCAGAGCAGAGCACAUAGAAACGAUGUUAAAAGAUGAACCAAAGAAGUUUACAUAUAUAAUGUGAGAACCAUGUACGUGCAUGUUGAGGCUGGGGCAGCUCCUUAGAAGAGAUUUCGUCAUAGACGGGAUAAAACCACAAUGUACAUAGAACACACCUGUAUCGAUCGAAUAUUCCCGUUUGAAAAGCUUUGACGAUACACUCAUUCAUGAUUCUGUCCAUAUUUUUCUUUGCUUUUUUUUUCUGCUU